AUGGCGAUCGAAGAUAUCAAUAAAACCCAGCAUCAUGCGGGUGAAUUUGAUAAUACUCCAGAGUUACCAAUGGAUAAAGAAACUUUCUCCUCUCAUGAAUAUGAAAAAGAAAUCUAUGGCGGCCAAGGAAUGGACGAUCAAUUCCCAACCAAGGCUACCAAAGAGAAUAAGAAACUGCCAUCUUCUAUGAUCUAUAUUAUGGUAUUUUCAUUCUAUGGUUUAAAGUCGAUUCUUUCUAUGUAUUGUACCCAAUUCAUGGGUUACAAUAAAUCAACCGCUGUAACUGUAAUUCACACUUUCAAUUUUGCUGCAUAUGCUUUUCCAUUACUUGGAGCAUAUCUUGCCGAUGCUAGAUUAGGUAAAUUUAGAACUAUCUUAUAUUUCAGUAUUAUUUAUUGUAUUGGAGGUAUUUUCCUCUCUGUCUCUGCAGUGCCAGGUGUCACAGGUGACGGACCUGGUAAUCGUUCACCAUGGGGUCUCAUUACUGGUCUCGUGUUGAUUGCUCUCGGUACUGGAGGUAUUAAACCGGUGGUAUCUGCUUUCUGUGGUGACCAGCUUGGUCCCGACCAGAAAACACUACUCCAGUUGGUCUUCCAAAUCUUUUACUGGUGCAUCAACUUUGGUUCUUUCUUCUCGACCAUCUUGACUCCGCUGCUCAGAAAGUAUGUAGGAUAUUGGUUGGCAUUCGGUGUUCCCGCUAUCCUCUUGCUAUUUGCCACUUUAGUCUUUAUCCUCGGUUACAAGAAAUACGUCAAGCGUCCAACCACCGGAAGUAUUUUGCUCGACUCUUGCAGGAUCGUUGGAACUGGUAUUGCCGAAAAAUUCAGAUCUAGACGUGCUGGUUACGACGACCGUUACUACAACUCUCACUGGUUGGACCGUGCAAAGAUCAGACACGAUCCAAAGUUGGUCGAUUCAGUGCGUGCCGCCCUCAAGGUUAUUCUCGUAUUCGUCCCAAUGCCAUUCUUCUGGUGUCUGUACGACCAAACCUCAUCGAGAUGGACUCAAACCGCCGAAACUAUGGAUCUCUCCAUCGGAAGUGUCAAGUUGGAAGCCGAUCAAAUCCAAGCUAUCAACCCAUUGCUCAUUAUGAUUUUGGUGCCAGUGUUUGAGUACUGCUUGUAUCGUCCACUCAAGAAGAGAAACAUCAACUUCCACCCAUUGCUUCGUAUCACCAUCGGUAUGUGGUUGUCGAUUGCCGCUUUCCUCUUGGCUAUGUUCAUCGAGAUGAGAAUCGACAAGGAACCAGUUGGAACCGUCUCUGUCUUCCUCCAACUGCCACAAUACGUCUUGCUCACCUGCGCUGAAAUUCUCAUCUCCAUCACCAGUUUGGAGUUUGCCUACUCACAGGCACCAGCAACCAUGAAGUCGAUUAUCAUGUCAUUCUACUUGUUAUCUGUCUCCCUCGGAAAUGUUAUUGUAGUCGUUGUUGUCGAUGGUGUCAGCAUCACCCCACAAUGGAAGGAGUACUUGGUAUUCUCAUGUAUCAUGGCUGUAUUCACUGUUGUUUUCAUGGUUAUCGCCUGGAGAUACAAACCAGUCGAUCCAUCGAUCUACGAGUUUGAAGAACCAAAGGACGAGAACGAGACCGAAUUGGAGCUAUCCGAAAAGCCAAGCAAAGCUCUCCCACCACAUCUCCGUGAAUCUCAAACUCCACUCAAUCAAAACAUCCCAUUGGACAUGUCAAUUGACAAGACCAACUAA
This is a messenger RNA of Heterostelium album PN500, 1704 nucleotides long. RefSeq names its product POT family MFS transporter. Gene Ontology annotation, cellular component: membrane. The transcript is spliced from 3 exons. The record is from RefSeq and is a predicted model, not a curated record. Lineage: Eukaryota; Evosea; Eumycetozoa; Acytosteliales; Acytosteliaceae. Gene Ontology annotation, biological process: transmembrane transport. Gene Ontology annotation, molecular function: dipeptide transmembrane transporter activity. The coding region runs from base 1 to 1704 and encodes 567 amino acids.